This is a messenger RNA of Mucor velutinosus, 642 nucleotides long. RefSeq lists its product as uncharacterized. Lineage: Eukaryota; Fungi; Mucoromycota; Mucoromycetes; Mucorales; Mucoraceae. Bases 1 to 642 code for a protein of 213 amino acids. The record is from RefSeq and is a predicted model, not a curated record. The transcript has 4 exons.
AUGAGCAAAAUUGCACUUGUUUUAGUUGAUAUUCAAAACGAUUUCCUUGAAGGGGGAUCACUGGCAGUGGCUGAUUCAAAUAGCAUCUUGCAACCUGUGAAUAGUCUCAUCAAGCAAGUGAAAGCACAAGGUGGGUUGAUUGUAGCUUCCAAGGAUUGGCAUCCACAGAAUCACAUCAGUUUUGCGUCAAACCAUGCCGAUAAACAGGUAUUCGAGACCAAGGAAAUUGAGUACGAAGGCGUCAAGCAGACACAAGUGAUGUGGCCGGAUCACUGCGUGCAACACUCAUUUGGCUCAGAGCUAUCCAAGCAAAUGGAUGAAAAAGAUAUUGAUUUCAUUGUUCACAAAGGCAUGAAUGAACGUGUUGAUUCGUACAGCGCCUUUGCCGAUAACAAUUACUCGGAAAUCACACGUUUGGCCAAGAUAUUGUAUCAGCACCACGUUGAAACUGUGAUUGUCGUUGGGCUUGCUGCUGAUUAUUGUGUGAAAUGGACUUGUCUGGAUGCAAUCAAGUUUGGCUUCAAAACAGUUCUCGUAAAAGACUGUACAAAACCCGUUGAUCCACAGCAGUUUGAGUGUACUCUGUCUGAAUUGAAAACAAAAGGUGUAUCGAUUCAGCAUUACUCUGACACUUUUUGUUAA